UACAAAGAAAGAGGCCCUCCCGACUAGAGCUAAUAACCAAUAACCUCGUCUGAUGUGAUCAUUAACCUUGUUAGUAAAAGCAGCAGCUCCGCUCAGUUCGAGGAGCUUGGCACUCGAGUGUGAUACCGUUGGCCAAACCUGGGACUUUUCUCUCAACUGGCGGUGCUGUGAAUUUAAUCCUGUGUUCUGCCUUCGUCAGCUCAGCCACAACAGUUUUAAAAAAAAAUUCAAGAUGAGAUUCCAGCACCUCUUGUACAUUAUCCUCAUUGUGUGCACAGGUUUCCUGUUGAUCAGUGGACAGAAACCAGGUAAAAAAUGGAAAAGAAAACUGCAAAGGCACAAUUGUUUACAAAGAAGAUGCAUGCCUCUCCAUUCGAGAGCUCCCUUCCCUUGAGGACCAGUGAAAACACAAAGGACUUACAGCACCUGCUACUGCCUCACUAUCUCAGAUUUGCAAGUCGAGGUGAAAACACAUAAGUCUAUUUCAAAGAAUUCAGAUUGGAAAAACAUGAGUUCUUGAUUGGCGAGCACAUACUCACUCAAGACUUGGACAGAGAGUUUAUGUUCCGAAUGGAAACAAGGCAGAAAAUCAGAAGCAUGACUUUGAAGAAACGUUGGUGAAAAUUGUAAAAAUAAUUCUCCCCAGCUAACCACUUCCCGAAGACAAAGGACAACCAAAGGACAACUGUUUACUUUGUUGUAAUCUCAAUGAAUCAAGUGCAGAAUUAACAUGUGGGUAGUUGUAAUAUUGAAACUGCACGGCUAAGCACUCUACAUUCCACUUAAACUAAAUCGUGCUAUUGUAAAAUAAAUCUCUUUCUCUCAACUUAAACAUUCCACCACUGAGGAUUUUUUUCAAUCUGGUAGAAAUUGAUGAGAUGUAAUUACUCAAACUUAUUUAAACCUUAUUUAAAAUGUAAAAAUUGGACCCCGAUCAGUUCUGAGACAAGUCAAAUACAUUGUGCCAAGUGCGCAUUUCCUUUUUGAAAGUGAACUACCAUUACGCAAGAAAACAGCACGGAACAUUGAAAUCUCGGGUAACGGAGUUUAUGAUCAGUCAAAGAACCUCAUGCUGCCUUGGUUUCUGUUUUUUGUUCAUGCUCAUUUUUCUCCAUGUAACCUUCUGCCAGUUUCCCCCAAUAAUUCAACACACUCAGUGACAUUGUUCAGAUUAAUGUUACGAACCACUCUGGUACAGCAGAUAAUUUGGCAUUUUUCAU
This is a messenger RNA of Amblyraja radiata (thorny skate), 1220 nucleotides long. It is a transcript of the gene apela, whose product is annotated as apelin receptor early endogenous ligand. The transcript is spliced from 3 exons. Bases 233 to 394 code for a protein of 53 amino acids. Gene Ontology annotation, biological process: heart development; apelin receptor signaling pathway. NCBI's taxonomy places the organism in Eukaryota, Metazoa, Chordata, Chondrichthyes, Rajiformes, Rajidae. Gene Ontology annotation, molecular function: apelin receptor binding. The record is from RefSeq and is a predicted model, not a curated record.